UUGGCACUUCUCGGCACCUGUACUUUGGUUGGCGUCUGGAUUGUGUUGUUAUCGAAGCGUUUGUGUCAGGUCACAAAACACCUGCUUCAAGCUUUGGCAUCAUGUCUGACAAAAGUGAGCUCAAAGCAGAGCUUGAAAGGAAGAAGCAGCGCUUGGCACAAAUCAGGGAAGAGAAAAGAAGAAAGGAGGAGGAGCGCAAAAAGACGGACCAACAGCUGAAGGAAGCUGCCCUCCAGGCGGAUGAUUCGGACUUGGAGAAAAAGAGACGGGAAGCUGAGGCCCUUCUGCAAAGUGUGGGCAUAACCACAGAUGUUUCAGCCGUUCCUGCUCCCACGUCUCCCAUUGCCAAAUCUGCAGGCACGCCAAGUGAGGCAGGGAGCCAGGACUCUGAUGGAGCUGCCGGUCCCAGGACUCUGCACUGGGACUCUGACCCGUCCGCUCUCCAACUUCAUUCUGAUUCUGAGCUGGGGUACUGGACACUCUCUUCUCUACUUUCCUGGCAUGUCACCCCAAAAUUGGGAAUGGCCAAAGUCACACAAGUGGAUUUCCCGCCUCGGGAAACUGUGUCCUAUUCAAAAGAGACCCAGACCCCCGCCAUGACCCCUGCCAAUAAAGAUCGUCUGUCCGCUCCUAAUGCCUGGCAGGUUGAUUGCUCCGGCUGCCCCACCAGGGAAAGGGCUGACGAGAACUCGCAGAACUCGCUGAAAGACGAGGAAGAAGAGGAGGAGGAAAUUGCUGCCCCUCAACCCAAAGAGGAGAUUCCUUCCGAAAAAGUUGACCAAAAGGAGGAAGAGGAAGCACCUCCCCAUGAGCUGACAGAGGAGGAAAAACUCCAAAUCCUGCACUCAGAGGAGUUUACAAAUUUCUUUGAUCACAGCACGCGCAUCAUUGAGCGAGCCCUGUCUGAGCAUGUGGACAUCUUUUUUGACUAUGUCGGCCAGGGCCUGGACGAGAAGGAGAGUGAAAUUCAGGCGGGAGCAAAGCUGUCCCUCAACAGGCAGUUCAUGGACGAGCGCUGGUCCAAACAUCGAGUUGUUACCUGCCUUGACUGGUCCCCCCAGUAUCCUGAGCUCCUGGUUGCUUCAUACAACAACAACGAGGAGGCUCCGCACGAACCGGACGGCGUGGCUUUAGUCUGGAACAUGAAAUACAAGAAAACGACUCCAGAAUUCGUCUUCCACUGUCAGUCUGCUGUCAUGUCGGCGGCGUUUGCGAAGUUCCACCCGAACGUGGUGGUGGGGGGCACAUACUCGGGGCAGAUUGUGCUGUGGGACAGCAGGAUCAACAAGAGGACUCCGGUGCAGAGGACUCCUCUGUCGGCAGCAGCACACACGCACCCCGUUUAUUGUGUAAAUGUGGUCGGCACCCAGAAUGCCCACAACCUGAUCAGCAUCUCCACCGACGGGAAGAUUUGCUCCUGGAGUUUGGACAUGCUCUCCCAGCCUCAGGACAGCAUGGAGCUGGUGUUUAAACAGUCCAAAGCCGUAGCUGUCACCUCCAUGUCUUUCCCCCUCGGAGACGUCAACAAUUUCGUUGUGGGCAGCGAGGAUGGCUCCGUCUACAUGUCGUGUCGUCAUGGAAGCAAAGCGGGCAUUAGUGAGAUGUUUGAGGGCCAUCACGGCCCCAUCACAGGGAUCCACUGCCACACGGCUGCAGGACCGCUGGACUUUUCCCAUCUGUUUGUGACUUCUUCUUUCGACUGGACUGUCAAGCUGUGGAGCACCAAGAACAACAAGCCUCUGUACUCGUUUGAAGAUAACUCGGACUACGUGUACGACGUCAUGUGGUCCCCCACGCACCCUGCUCUGUUCGCUUGCGUGGACGGCGUCGGUCACCUCGACCUGUGGAAUCUAAACAAUGACACUGAGGUGCCCACUGCCAGUGUGGUAGUAGACGGUAAUCCAGCCCUUAAUAAACUCCGAUGGGGGCAUUCGGGCAGAGAAAUCGCAGUGGGAGACUCUGAUGGACGAGUUCUCGUCUACGAGGUUGGGGAGCAAGUUGCAGUUCCCCGAAACGAUGAGUGGACACGCUUUGUUCGCACGCUGGCAGAGAUCAACGAGAACCGGGAUGAUGCCGAGGAGCUGGCAGCGCAGCGUCUGGCUGCAUGAGCUCAGCGCUGCUGGAGGCGUCGCUUCAGGGACCAGUUGUGUGCUUGAUUUCUUUGAAACAUGUCAUAACAUGACUGAAGGAAAAGCUUUUUUUUAUGUAUAUAUAUAUCAGAAGCACAGACACCCUUUGAUUUCCUACUCUUCAUUUGGACAGCUGCCUUCAUGUUUGGGUGGAUAAAUGAACGCAGGUGUCACCGCUAACAUGAAGCCAAAGCUGUCCUCUCUUCACCUGGGGGCCUUAAAGUUUUUCUUUGGAAGAACAGAACUAUUUACAGUAUGUUGACAGAAGCCUUAAGGUUAAUUUUUGAGCCAAAAAGGUGCUUCCCAAACUUCAUCAUGAUGAAGCUGUUUUGCAGUUAGGAAUCAGUCACAUGUAAUGUUAGCAUUCAUCGAUCAGGUCUUCAUCUUUCUUUCUUUUGACUUUCUACUGAUUAUUUGAUACAGGAUUGUAAAUUUCACUUAAUCAAUGCAGCUGGAAUGUCACUAAAAGCCACAGAUAUGAUCAGAGAUGCUGUACCUGCUCAGCGGUUUUCACACCUGUCGAACUAAUUCCAUGUGUAAAAACAGAGAAUGACUUUCCGCAGUAGAAACACUUGAUUUAUUUCCGUAAAAUACAAUAAAUACAUUUAAAUUAUUUCCCUCCAAUGCUCAUGAUUUCAAAAUAAAUACUUUGAAAAUA
Oryzias latipes (Japanese medaka) is the source of this 2787-nucleotide messenger RNA. RefSeq names its product dynein, cytoplasmic 1, intermediate chain 2a (gene dync1i2a). Gene Ontology annotation, biological process: transport along microtubule. NCBI's taxonomy places the organism in Eukaryota, Metazoa, Chordata, Actinopteri, Beloniformes, Adrianichthyidae. Gene Ontology annotation, molecular function: dynein light chain binding; dynein heavy chain binding. The record is from RefSeq and is a predicted model, not a curated record. Gene Ontology annotation, cellular component: cytoplasmic dynein complex.